AUGUCACAUCAAUUACACAAUGCCGUGUCUCGCACCGGCAUCGAUUCAGAACUCUUCGUCGGCGUAGUUGGAUCUGCUUCCCUCUGCGCGAAACUUUACAAGGACCUGGAGAACUACCAGGAGAGCGCUGUACUGUCAAGCGCUCAUCUCAUGUAUCUGGAGAAGGAGUUCAGGUUGAUGUGUACAGCAUUCACGGUGAUUGCUGUUGUUUUCCAAGAGCAACAGUCCUUGUGGACACGUUCCGCGACCACAACGAUAGAACGCGCACAGGACCAAUGCCUGAAAGCCGCUUCAUUCUUCGAUGGCCUCGACGUGAAGAACAAUCCAAUUAGCGUACUUCCGUCUGAGCCUCUUUAUCGCGAACUGCAUACGCUGUCGAAACGUAUGCACGAGCAGAGGAUCAGCCUUUGCUUGCUAGCGGGCGUACUUGGCCUUUUGAGAUUUGGACCUUUGGUACAUGGUUCUGAAGAAGGACCCAGGGCUGGUGAUCUGGCCGUGUAUCGGGAAAGAUGCUUUGCCGAGGUUCGCGAGCGUCUAAAGCUCCAACAGGCGUCUUGCAGAGAACUGUGCAAGGAUCUGCCGAAGAGUGAAUCUCGUCAGGACGAUAUAGCUGGAGUGCAACCUGAGAAACUUUCGGAUGACCUCUCUACCACGCACUCUACCACGGGCGUCUCUACGCCUGCUGAGGACUGGAGCGAUAUCGGCAGUGAUGUGACGAAGACCGACCAUACUUCUGAAAUCGCCGUGAAAAACUUGCAAUUCUGCGAGGGUCUUAUCGAGACAAUGAACAACAAGAUAAAGAAACUCCAGACCUUCGCUUGCGACUCUGAUCCCGUCAGUGCCGAGCGUCGUGAGGCGUUGCACAGAUUGAUCGAUGAAUUUGUCUUCGAAGUGCUCCACGUCUUGAAAGCACCAAUACCGUUCCAAAACCACGAUGAUACUGACUCUGAACAUGAUUCUCAAUCUGACUCUGGAUCGAUUCCAGAGCACAUCCUGACAGAGCUCGACUUAGAGCAUUGUCUAGACGUGAUAAGGGAUUUUGAAAGUGUUGUGGAAGAGAUUCAAGAGCAGCCUGAUCAAGGAAACUGCUGGGUGCUUGUCAAACCACACAAUGUCAAGCAUUUGCAUGCUGCCUAUGGCAGGCUUGUCUUCAUUCUGCUAGACUGGGCGCCUGCGCCGUUCCAAAAAGGCUGUCCCUUCUCUGAUCCUGGUCAAGCACGAAAGCCGCGCGCGGUUGAAGAAUGCCCUCAGAGGCCAGCAUGGGCUGCGAGGAAAUACCCAGACAUAGAUCGCGAGGAGGUUGUCGAGAGCGCAUCCUCCAAGUUCAUUGACCAGGAUCUCCAGAAGAUCAUUGAGCUCAUGUCUCCCGAUCUUACCGAUAAGGAGAUCACGAAGCUGGUCUUCUUUUGGACCAGCUUGGACGAGUUCAAUGGUAUCAAGCGUGAGGAUGUGAUGUAG
Molecule: messenger RNA, 1458 nt
Organism: Aureobasidium pullulans EXF-150
Lineage: Eukaryota; Fungi; Ascomycota; Dothideomycetes; Dothideales; Saccotheciaceae
Exons: 1
Coding region: 1-1458 (485 amino acids)
Source: RefSeq, a predicted model, not a curated record